AGCAACGGGAAUGAGACCAGGUGUUCAUAAUUGGAGAGCAGCAGGUGUUUUAAAAAACUACAACGGAGAACGCGUUUGACUGAAAAUAUCGCAUUUAAAAACGAUUUAUAAGUAUAUAUAUUACGUAAAACAAUACAGUUAUGAUUCCAUUUGGCUUGAAGCUGAGUGUCGUCCUCGUGCUUCUCCUCGGUUUCACGUAUCACCGUGUUGAUGGACUCUGCAGCGUGCAGCAUUGUACCAACAGCACGAGAUGUCUUCUGUCCAAAGACCAGAUGACCUGCAAAUGUGCCACUGGAUAUUAUGGUGACCAAUGUGACAAAGAUGCAGAAAUCCGAGUUGUAUGCGGCAAAAACUACUUAAUAAUCGGAGCGAAAGAAGACUUCUUCAAGUAUCACAAUGUGCCACUGCAAUCCCUGCACUUGGCCAACAAAUCUUGUCGUGCUCAGAAAGUUGUCAUUGGCGGCGAGUCGUACUACGUUUCCAGGAUAUCUAAAGACCUAUAUGCAACCUGUGGAGGCAAGCCGCUGGAGAAAAACUUUACUCAUAUCACAUAUUCCCUGAGUCUACUGUCAGACCCUCAGGUUACGGGUAACAUCAUCAGAAAUCCAGUCAUUAAGAUGGACUACAGCUGCGUCUACCCAUACAUCAGGAGAAUCAGCCUACCUUUCCCACUCGUCCCCUUUUCCAGUGAGGCAGUGAUGCGUGUGGAUGAACUUGAUGCCAAGAUACAGAUGAUGUUGUAUAAGGACCAAUCCUACACUGUGGCCUACAGUGGAGCUCCCACCAUUGAACUCAGAGACAAGGUAUAUGUGGAGGUGAGAGUCACAGAGCCUGCAGAUUUCUUCCUGCUCCGCAUUAAUGAGUGUUGGGCUACACAGUCUUCUCAGCCUAAAGAGGGAUCGGUUCACACUCUGCUUCUAAACGGGUGUGUGGAUGACCAAACUGUUUCCUUUCAUAACAUGAGUAAGGGAGAGUCUGGCCGUAACGGAGAAAGUUCCACCAUUCGCUACAGCUUCGACAUGUUUCGCUUCACAGGAGAAUCUCACAGUCUCUAUCUGCAUUGCACCAUACAGCUGUGUGAGCCAGACGACUACAAGUCCUGCACACCUAACUGUAAUUCGAUCACUAAGAGAGAAGCAGUAAGGGGAGACCCCACCAACCAGGGCCUCCUGUCGUAUGGACCCAUCAGGAUUGAAAUGCCAGACAGACCUCAUUCCAGCAUACUAAUGGCAGUGGUGCUGCCCGUAGCAGCUGUCUGGACUGUGGGCUUCUUCCUCAUCAUCCUCAUUACUGUGGCCAAGGCAGGCAGCAGGAGGCUCACACAAGUGGAGCUGCACUCACAAUAACAAUAGUGCUUUUGGCAGCUUGAAUAAAACUUGUACAAAGUGUC
Messenger RNA from Larimichthys crocea (large yellow croaker), 1390 nucleotides. It is a transcript of the gene zpd, whose product is annotated as zona pellucida glycoprotein d. Lineage: Eukaryota; Metazoa; Chordata; Actinopteri; Sciaenidae. The record is from RefSeq and is a predicted model, not a curated record. The transcript is spliced from 10 exons. Bases 141 to 1346 code for a protein of 401 amino acids.